UUCUUUCUUUUUCUACAUGUUUUAGAGUGACUUUACUAUACAGUAGUCUUUUCUUGACAUUUCCUUACUAUUAUUUUCGUUAUUACCUUUGUUGUUGCUGUUGUUAUUAUUAUUUACUCACUAUCCCAGAUUAAAAUCUAUUUUAAAAAGAUGUGUAUACAGUACAUGACUGCUAGGAUCUUGUAAGAAUUUUGUUACAAGACAUUUAAAACUGUGACGACAUGGCAAGGUCAGGUUACUUUUGCCUUUAUUGCAUAAUUAUUAUUGGAAAUACAGCGCCGUCAUGAAUUAGGCUUGUGAUGAAGCACUUCUAAAAAAAUAUUUUCCUCAAAACCAACACUUCCUUUAAAAAGAAUAAGAGUGCCCCUGUGAAACAGGAUCACCCAAUGUCGACUGGACUAGUGUAAAUUACAAAGCACAUAUCCUGUGACACAUUGAGGUGCACAUUUUGGAGAGAGGAGAGUGGAGGAGACAAAGCAGGCCACUUAAAGUCCAACGAUGACAUCUAAAUUAGAUAAUCCUCCAUCCUAUGAAGACGCACUCCAACAUCCCAAGUACGAGCCCUACCACCCCCAGCAUGGUUCAGCCGACCCGCCGCCUCCGUCCUACAGUCCUGGCCCUGAUAUGUAUGCCGGCCCGCCUGGCUACUGGGACGAGGUCGGCGCAUGGGCAGCGCCUGGCCUCUCGCCAUCGGGGCUGCCCACCACAAUACCGACUCUGUCCGCCCGGGUGGCCGCGACCAACCCAAGAGAAAUGGAGGAUUUGCUAAGUUCGCAGUGGGAAAGUACAUCUGUUCGGCAUGCUUUCAUCAGAAAGGUGUACGUAAUUUUAGCAGCUCAGCUCAGUGUUACCUUUUCGGUUGUGGCAGUCUUUACAUUUGUAGAUCCGGUGAAGAUGUUUGUCAUCAGGUAUCCUGGAAUCUACUGGGCAUCCCUGGUGGUGUACUUCAUAGUUUACUGCAUUCUCAUCUGCUGUAAAGAGCCAAGGAGGCGCUUUCCAUGCAAUCUGGUGUUGUUGGGAGUAUUCACUCUGGCCCUGUCUUACGUGUCUGGAACAAUCUCAAGCUAUUACGAAACAAAAGCGGUCUUUCUCGCCGUGGGAAUAACAGCCUUGGUUUGUGUAACUGUCACAGUCUUCUGCUUUCAAACCAAGGUUGACUUCACUUCCUGCGGCGGAUUUCUCUGUAUUGCUGCCAUUCUGCUCCUCAUCAUCGGGACUGUGACAGCCAUCGUGCUCUCCUUCCACUAUGUGCCUUGGCUUCAUAUGCUCUAUGCUGCCUUUGGAGCCAUCGUUUACACCUUGUUUUUAGUAUACAACACGCAGCUUCUCAUCGGAAACCGGGAGUUGGCGAUAAGCCCAGAGGAGUACAUUUACGGCGCAUUGUCUCUCUACAUUGACAUUGUUCACAUUUUCCUCUUCAUCCUCCAAAUCAGUGGCUCUGCUACUGAAUAAACUCUGGAGAGAGCUGAACACACACACCCCGUGGAGUUUGGACUGACAUUGUUUUGUAAAGAAUAACUCAACUAUUGUAAAGAAUGUUCCAUUGCCAGGAGUGAAUGCUUUGUCGUCCUUGCUGUUUUGCCGCCAACACUCGUGCACUUUCGGCGAUUGCUUUUGUACAU
Syngnathoides biaculeatus (alligator pipefish) is the source of this 1622-nucleotide messenger RNA. Its product is annotated as protein lifeguard 3-like. NCBI's taxonomy places the organism in Eukaryota, Metazoa, Chordata, Actinopteri, Syngnathiformes, Syngnathidae. The record is from RefSeq and is a predicted model, not a curated record. The coding region runs from base 499 to 1452 and encodes 317 amino acids. Gene Ontology annotation, cellular component: membrane; endoplasmic reticulum; Golgi apparatus. The transcript has 12 exons. Gene Ontology annotation, biological process: negative regulation of apoptotic signaling pathway.